This is a messenger RNA of Schistocerca cancellata (South American locust), 1443 nucleotides long. Its product is annotated as cytochrome P450 4C1-like. Gene Ontology annotation, molecular function: heme binding; monooxygenase activity; oxidoreductase activity, acting on paired donors, with incorporation or reduction of molecular oxygen. Bases 145 to 1386 code for a protein of 413 amino acids. Lineage: Eukaryota; Metazoa; Arthropoda; Insecta; Orthoptera; Acrididae. The record is from RefSeq and is a predicted model, not a curated record. The transcript is spliced from 6 exons.
CGGAGAGGCACUGUUUCCACCACUAUCUUGAAACACAACGCACAGAUUCCCUAGGCGUCGUCAAACAGGUUCUAUGCCGGUCCCAAACUUAUUGUUGUGGUGACAAGGCCAGAAGAUGCCAAGAGGCUCCUGGUAGGAGUCAAGAUGCGUGGCAGGGACGCUUACGCUGUUACUCCUCUGCUCCCUUUCACAGGAAACGGACUUAUCACCAGUAAGGGAAACAUCUGGAAGGAACACCGCAGACUCAUUGAGCCAACGUUCCACUCUGAGUUAAUGAAAGACUUCAUGCAACAGUUCAACGAGGGUGCAGAGUUCGUGUGCAAAAAUCUGGCAGCAGCGGCAGGCACUGAAUACGAUAUCACGAGGAUGCUCAUCCACGCUACACUGGCUGUUGUCACCGCUUCCAUUUUCGGCAAAAAGAUGGAUGAAAUCGAGCCUGAUGUGAACAAGCAAGCUGAGGUUGCUGAUGUCUUUAUCGAAGCCUUAAAGCUAAUGCAGAAGAGGAUCUACCAACCAUGGCUCCAUAAUGAGUGGAUCCUUUCAAUGCUGCCCGAUGGAAAGGAACUCAGACGGCAGACAAGUAUUGUCAACCGCACAGUACAGAAAGCAAUUGACGCCCUGAAGAAGAGAAAUAUUGCACAAGGUAGAGCGAGAAAGAGUUUCUUAGAUGUUAUGACAGAUUCAGAAGGAAAUUUUCUCUUACCUGAAAAGGAAGUCAGUGACGAGGCACGCUCGUUAGCCAUUGCGGGCACUGAGACAGCAGCAACCACACUGGGGAACGCACUCGUCCUGCUGGGUCUGCACCCCGAGUGGCAGGAGGCUGUGUGGAAGGAGGUGGACGAUGUCUUCAGGCGGGGAGGUGCCUAUCUGAGGGCGAGCACCGAGAACGAUCUUUCCAAGUUCAGAAUAAUGGAUGCCGUUCUUAAGGAGACGCUGCGUCUGUAUCCUGCAAUACCAAAUCCGCCGGUGAGCACCGAGGAAGACAUCCAGCUGGCAGGAACUGGGUACGUGAUACCACGUGACAGCCUCGUGCUCGUGUCCCUCAUCCUGCUCCACCGCCGGCCGGACAACUUCCCCGAUCCUGACAAGUUCGAUCCGGGCCGCUUCCUCGAAGGGGGCAGCGCUCGCUCGCUACCACCCGGCAGCUACCUGCCGUUCGGCGCCGGCUCCCGCAAGUGCGUUGGCGGCCGCUAUGCCUUCCUGGAAAUGAAGACAGUGCUCGCGGCCGUCCUCCGUCGGUUCCGGGUAUUUCCCGGUUCCAGCAGGGAGGAGCUGGAACAGGUGGAGCUCUCCGUAAGUGGGUCGCCAGUCACUGGGUUCCGUAUCAUCUGCAUCCCCCGGAGCGACCAACCAGCGAAUUCUGUUCCACACGCUGUAAAUACAUGACAUUGUGUCAUACAGAAUGCUGUGUACAGUAACAAUAAUUACAAGUGAUAUCUGGCU